AUGACUGAUACGACGGCCGAGCAUGAGCACUUUUCUUCUAUGCAUCAGGGAAAAAGUGAUUCGGUCAUGGCUUUCCACGCUAGGCUCAUUGACAAGGUUCGCCUCUGUCGCUAUGAUCCAAAAGACCAGGAACGCUUCGUGCGUGCUCAACUUCUUAAAGGGAUGUCCAAUCGAGAGCUAGCCAGGACGGCAAGAACUUUUGGUCACGUGACAACUUUUAUCGUCCAGUCGGCAACGCGAGACGAGGCGUAUCAGCGAGAAAUUACCCCAGCAGCGAAUGGCGAGGAUACAACAAUAAAUCAAGUACGGGGACGAACAAGCAAGGCACCGUUGAAAAGAGAAGCUGAGGCCGACCAGGCUGGUAACUCUCGUAGCAAACAGUUCCGCUUUAACAGGGACCCCCCGAGAGGUCGUCGAGAUCGCUGCUCUAGAUGUUACUGUAGAGCACAUUGGAAUCGACCUUGUCCUGCGCUCAAACUCAAAUGUUAUUCGUGUGGUCAAAUGGGUCACUUUUCCGCAGUUUGCCGACAAAAGCGUAUCAAUGCCGUCCAAGAAAGGCAAACUCCUCGCGAUGAUGUUGUAGAUUCUAAGAUAGAAGAGCUUAAUGCACUUUCUCUCGAAGACGUACUGGUUGAAUGCCGCGUCGGGUCUUCGAGUGGUAUCCCAUUCUUGAUUGACUCGGGGGCGGGUGUAAAUGUCGUAGGAGGUAAUGACUGGCAGCGUUUGCGAGAGGAAUAUGAAUCAGGAACGGUUGACUUGGAAUUUAUUGGGAUUGGUUCAGGAAGAGGGCUUCGAGCUUACGCUACACAUGUGCCAAUGGUAGUCGAUUCUGCAUUCAGAGCGAAUAUACAAGCGGCAAGGUCGACAAACUCUGUGGUAGCCGAUUUCCUUGUCGUGAAAGAAGGAAAGCGAUCACUUCUCGGCAGGUCAACAGCGAGUGACCUGAAGUUGUUAGCUAUCAGGCCUCAAAUUAAUGAGUAUAGAGUAGACAAGAAAGAAAUUUUUCCCAAGAUGCCGGGUGUCAAAAUAAGGUUUAGUGUUGAUAAAACAAUCCCACCCACGCGAAAUGCUUUCUACAACAUUCCUGCUGCUUAUCGCGAGGGCGCUCGACGUCGACUUUUGGAGAUGGAAGCGAAUGGAAUCAUCGAAAGAGUAAUUUCUGCGCCGGAGUGGAUCAGCGGCAUGUCUGCUGUGGCGAAAGGCAAGGACGACUUUCGCCUAGUGGUCAACAUGCGUGCACCGAAUCGGGCUUUAAAACACGAAUACUUUCGCCUACCACUCCUAGAUGAAAUGAAGGUGAAACUGCAUGGGUCAAAGUAUUUCACGAAACUAGACUUGAAAAGCGCAUACUAUCACCUGGAACUAUGCAACGAGUCACGUGACCUAACAACAUUUCUAGCAGAGAACGGGAUGUUUAGAUUUACACGUCUGAUGUUUCGGGUAAAUUGUGCUCCUGAAAUAUUCCAACGUGAAAUGACGAGAACUCUGGAAGGAGUUGAAAACAAAAUUGUUUAUCUCGACGACAUACUGGUCUUCGCAAAUAGCUUAGAAGAAUUGCAUAAAACUGUUGCUCAAGUCCUUCAGAUUCGCAGACACAAUAAUCUGACUCUGAAUGAUUCAAAGUGUGAGUUCGAUAAAACUCGUAUCACGUUUCUUGGUCACGAGCUGGACCAAAAUGGGUUUCACAUUGAGGAAAGCAAGAUUCAAGCUAUUAAAAAAUUCCGAAGACCUUCCACAACUUCAGAACUUUGCAGCUUUUUAGGAUUAGCAUCAUACUGGACGGUAGCAGGAUCCAAAACUUGGAGUUGGGGCGAGCAGCAAGAGAGAUCGUUCAACAUGUUGAAAGAACAAAUAAUUCGAUGUACCGUGUCGUUAGGAUACUUUUCGGACCGUGAAAAUACGGUGUUGUAUACGGACGCGUCACCAAGUGCUCUUGGAGCAGUACUAGUUCAAGAAAGCGAAGGUUCCAGUCCACGUUUAAUUAGUUUCGCGUCCAAAGCUUUAAUUCCAACAGAGAAAAAGUACGCACAAAAUCAGCGAGAGGCUCUCGGUGCGGUAUGGGCGGUAGAACACUUCUCCGAUUUCUUGUUAGGAAGGCAUUUCACCCUACGAACCGAUGCGAAAGGCGUUGCAUUUAUUUUUAACCGGCUACGUGAAAACACUAAGCGAGCCCUGACACGAGCAGACGGCUGGGCAUUGUGGCUUAGUCCUUAUGAUUACAACAUAGAAUAUGUUAAAGGCCAGGAAAACAUUGCUGACUCAUCGUCUCGUUUAUAUCAGGGGAAUGAUAAUCCGUUUGAUGAAGACACAAACUCCUGGGAAGUCGCUGAAAAGAAUAAAAACAGGACUUGCUCGUGUUGUAUCCAAAACCAAAGUGAAAGAAUUUAUUGUCAUGAAUAUACAUAG
Messenger RNA from Wyeomyia smithii (pitcher-plant mosquito), 2406 nucleotides. RefSeq lists its product as uncharacterized. The transcript has 3 exons. The record is from RefSeq and is a predicted model, not a curated record. The coding region runs from base 1 to 2406 and encodes 801 amino acids. NCBI's taxonomy places the organism in Eukaryota, Metazoa, Arthropoda, Insecta, Diptera, Culicidae. Gene Ontology annotation, molecular function: zinc ion binding; aspartic-type endopeptidase activity; nucleic acid binding. Gene Ontology annotation, biological process: proteolysis.